This is a messenger RNA of Penaeus indicus, 3591 nucleotides long. RefSeq names its product TBC1 domain family member 1-like. NCBI's taxonomy places the organism in Eukaryota, Metazoa, Arthropoda, Malacostraca, Decapoda, Penaeidae. The record is from RefSeq and is a predicted model, not a curated record. Bases 68 to 859 code for a protein of 263 amino acids. The transcript has 5 exons.
AUUGUAUGACCAUUUGGAGAACCAUGAGGUUACACCUCAGCUUUUUGCUGCUCCAUGGUUCCUGACAAUGUUUGCUUCACAGUUCCCAUUAAGUUUUGUUGUUCGAGUAUUUGAUUUAUUGUUCCUGGAAGGGAUGGAAGCCAUUUUUCGUGUUGCAUUAGUGUUGCUAAGAACUCAUGAAGAAGCAUUGCUGGCAUGUGAUUCAUUUGAGCAGAUCAUGGAUUACAUGAAAACAACCAUGCCCAAUGUUCAACUCUUUCAGCAAGGAAACAUUAUGUCUCAGGCUUGUGAAAUGUCAUUGAGCAGAGAACUCCAUGCUUAUGAAGUUGAGUACCAUGUACUCCAGGAAGAGCUGGCUCUCUCUCCCCAGAAAGAUGCUGAUUUCAAGAAGCUCCAAGAAGCCAAUAGAAACCUUAAGAGACAGAACUUAGAUUUGUUAGAACAGCUUCAUCAUUCAAACUCACAGCAGCAUGCACUUGAAACUUCAAACCAGAGCCUGCAGCAAAGUCAGCACCAUCUGGAGGUGAGGGUUAGAUGGCUAGAACUCGAGCGUGGGAACCUGAAACAAUUAGUGAGCCUUCUGUCGCAAAAGGUUUCUCCUGAAGGCUUGGCUGAAAUUCCUCCUAACUUACAGCGGUUCUUGCCAACAGAUGCCUUGAAGCCUGAAAAGAAAGAGAGCCUAGAGCUGAAGAUCAGUGAGCCUGAGGACAGGGAAUCUUCGAGGGAGAGCGACGACAUCUCCUCAUCUCUUCCAACAAAUGACUUCCUCCUGGCUCACCAAGCUCAUCAGACUCGAACGAUGAGCAUGGACUAUGGUUCAAUGCAGAGAUACAUCAAACAUCUUGUUCACAAUGAUUAGAAGGGUUAAAGCUCAGUUUCUUAGGAAUGUCUAUAUAUUUGGGGCAAAAAAUUAUCUUGUCUUCUUAUUUACUCAAGAAAGAGAGGGUAUUUAUGCUGGACCAUCUUUACAUUGGAUGUGAUUUGACCAUGACUGAAGAGCAUUAUUAAAUGUAUAUCUAAUAUUUAGACAAUUAUUAUUCAGCUAUUUAAAGGGGAAUACUGUUAAAAUUUAGGCUUUUGAUAGCAGCAGAUGUUGGGUUAUUUAACCUUUUGUCAAGGAAGAUAUUCAGGAACAUUUAUAAGAGUAUUAAUUGUAUAUUUUCGUGUCUGUGAAGAGGCUGUGUGCCAAAGAAUGAAUGGAGAUAAAUAGUUGUGCUCUAUAUGUAAGUGAAUGUUAAUAUGCAGUUAAAACUUGACAGCUUUUACCAGUUCAUUGUAACAAUGUGCUUUAAGUGUGAACUGAAAUGUUACAUUAAUAAACAUGUAUAUAUUUGUGUGUUAUGUUAACAAAUAAAGAGUGGUUUAAGUAUCAUAUACAAGAGUGUGCAACAGUAAAUCCUGGUGUAUGAUGUAUAGUAAGCAGCAAACAUAGAAAUAAGAACUGUUCACUAGCAUAGAAAGUCUUGAAGUGGGAGGAAAAGUUUCUCCAAAAUAUGAUAUGACUACAUGUAGAUAUAUUUCCUUUCAAUAGAAGAUGUAACAGAGCCAUCCAGGUUAUCUGUUUGAUGCUUGUUAAAGAAAGCCAAUAUUUACCUUUUUCUUGAUGUUUAGUUGGAUGUGAAAAUUGCAAAGGCAUGGUUCUGAUGCAAUGGUAGUGUAUGUAAUAGUUGUAUUUUUUAUUUUGGUAUAUAAAAGUUUUAUAUUUAUUAGCAGUUUGUAGAAGCCUUCCUAGGACAUGAAGAUUGUGUAUUUGAUAUUUACCUUAUUUUUUUUAAUAAGUUCAUUUAUUUGUUUUUUGUAUUUACAAGUUCAGUCCCUUCCACUUGCAAACUCACCACUUAACAUUUACCAGUGUGUGUACAUCUGGUUUUGAGGCUUGUAUCUGUAGGCAUAUAUUUCAGAUGUGAGUCAAGACAAGUGGCUCACACAUUGGCAAUUCUGAAUGGUAAACAUGGAAGUGGAGGAAACUAGUAUGCUUUCAAUUAUGCAUUGGCAUUUUUUUUUCAUUUUCUUUCCCAGUACUUUCUUGCCUGUCUUAUUAUUUUUCUGUUUCCUUCCUAAGAGUUACUGUCUGGUGCUAAUGCAUAUGCAUCUGUGACAAAUAAUGCAGUAAUUUUGAAGUGCAUGACUUAGUGUGAUUAUGAAUGCAUUUUCAUUUAGAUUUGUGUGGCCUCAGGAAAUGGUGGAAUGGCUCUUCAUAAGUGUGAAGUAGAAUGUUAAAAUAUUUUUUAGUGUUUGCUUUAGAUUCUAACUUGAGACAGGAAUUACAGAUUUCACUGUAACUCCACAAUUUUUACAGUAGAGGUGUAUAAUUUAUGAUAUGAUAGUGAUAGUGUGUGCUGAUGUGAAUAUACCCAUUGCUUUUUUAUAUAAUCUUAAGAUUUGAAAGAAAGACUAAAAAUAACACAGCAUUUGCACAGAAAUUCAUCUAGUCAAGACAUUGUUUUCAAUAUGCAGUUAUUUAUGCAAAAUAUAUAUGGCUAACUCUCCCCUUAAGUUAAUAUUUUCAUCUUACAUGUCCAUUUUUAUGUCAUCAAAUAUUUUAUUCAGGAAAAAUGCUUAAUUUACUGUUAUCCCCUCUGUUUAAAGGGAUCUAUUAAGAAAAUAUUGCUCCAUUGCUAACAUUACUGUUAGGUCAUCGGUCGACAUUAUCAGGAGAAAUAAAUGUGUUUUGUGUAAAGGUCCAGAAUUCAUGAGAGUUCAUGUUUUACUGUCAUUGGGGAUUGUUCCCUAACUAUCCUAGCUUAGAUCUACAUAUUUGAAGUUUGAUAAAAGAAAAAAUCUUCACAUAAAGUUUAAUAUGACUUACACCAGUAGUAUCAAUAGUAACUGUAGAUUUGCAGUAAGUAUUAUUUUUUAAAGAUUUUGUCUGUAUGCUCUAUAGAUUCAUGCAGAAUUAAGGGCAGUUUCAGCAAUGGCAAUUUAAAGCUAAAAGUGUACAUAUUAAAGAUAGUAAUCAAGUCUUGUUAUAUAAUAUUAUAUAGACUUACAGAAGAAACCAGAAAGAGGCAAGACAUUAAUAGCAAUAGUUGACUUUUGCCAAACAAUAUUCACCAACUUGUCUCUGAUUUGUGCUCCUCAUCAGAGUUGAAGGUCAAGCAUUUGCUCUUAGUAUCUCUGUCUGUUCUCGUUUUAUGAAAACAAAAUUACCCUUUUUCUAUGUAUAGCGUUAUUUGGAAGAAUAAAGAACAAUCUUCGUAAUCCUCUGGACAACAUUACUUAAAGAAAGGAAGGAUUGCUCAUAUAUUUGUAAGGCGUUUGCUGUUUCACUGAUGAAAUCAUUUUUUUGAUUAAGGGACAGUUGAUUUUAUUGACAUUGGUGUUGAUAUUUAUCAUUUUAUGAUAUUUAAUAAAUGGAAGAAUGUAUUAGUAAAGGAAAUUGGCAACUGCAACACUAGAGCUUUAGAAUGACUGGAUGCGGCACCUUGGAUUAAAUUUAGACAGAAACCUAUCCAUAGAGGUCAUUUGGUAUAAUUAUGGUACUAGUCUAAAUAAAUACAAUUUUAUUUGAUGACAUUUGUAGUAAACAUGUGUUAUUAUAAAAAAUAUAUAUACAUAGAUCCUUGUAAAAUAAAUUUUGAUGCAAAAGGA